CGCAUACACCGCACCUGCACAGUGCAGCCUCACCUGUGCAGGUGCGGCUGACGACUGCGUUGUGUGACAGGCGCCAUGAAGAGGCCUCCUCGUGUGCUGCUGACAACUUGAUGAGGGAGCAGAAGACAAAAGGUGAAAGAGAGCAACUUCAGCACAGGAAGUGGACUGAAGGUGUCGCCGCCAACAUCCGUUACGCGCCGCCAUGAAUCCUUUGUGGAGAGUUUAUAAGAGUAAAGUCUUGAAGACUCUCAACCCUGAAUAUGUGGAGGAAGCUGCUGAUGAGGUGAGUGAGAUGGAGGAAGACCUGAGUCCAGUCCAGGAGGACGAAGGCCAGAACGCAGUCUCUCAGCUGGCUCGCAAAAUGCAAGGGGCAGGGGUCAGAAGCUGGAACAGAAUGUCAGCUCUUUUCUACAAAGACGACCAGCAUCAACUUCUCCAGGAGACCGAAAGUCCUCCUGUCCCUGACCAUCCACUUGCAGCGAGGCCAGAGGAGCCUCCUCCAGCCACAAAGCGUUCUGGGUUCUGGGACAGCUUCGCCGCCAACUGGGCCGCCAAGAAGCAGGCGGAGACUGAUGCCGCCGCCAUGAAGAUGCAAGAAGAGGAGGAGGAGGUGGAGGAAGCUGCUGAGACACCAGCCGGAGCGUCUGAGGACCAAGUGGCGUCGCAGGAGAGGCGUGGCGGCGAGAUGAACGAGGGCAGUGAAGGCAACAACUCCUUCUCCAAAUAUAUGUCUCUGGGAGGAGGAGGAGAGGACGCCGCCUUCAGGUGGAACUUUGUCUCCAGCAAACUGGCCGAGAUGAAAAGUAAGAGCGUCGCCAAGAGCAACUCGCAAUAAGUCACGUGACACGCCCGCAAUAAUAGAUGACAUCACACCUGUGCUUUGUCACAUGCCACAAACCCCGUUUCCAUAUGAGUUGGGAAAUUGAGUUUGAUGUAAAUAUAAACAGAAUACAAUGAUUUGCAAAUCCUUUUCAACCCAUAUUCAGUUGAAUAUGCUACAAAGACAACAUAUUUGAUGUUCAAACUGAUAAACUUUAUUUUUUAUUGCAAAUAAUAAUUAACUCAGAAUUUCAUGGCUGCAACACGUGCCAAAGUAGUUGGGAAAGGGCAUGUUCACCACUGUGUUACAUCACCUUUUCUUUUAACAACACUCAAUAAGCGUUUGGGAACUGAGGAAACUAAUUGUUGAAGCUUUGAAAGUGGAAUUCUUUCCCAUUCUUGUUUUAUGUAGAGCUUCAGUCGUUCAACAGUCCGCUGUCAUAUUUUACGCUUCAUAAUGCGCCACACAUUUUCCAUGGGAGACAGGUCUGGACUGCAGGCGGGCCAGGAAAGUACCCGCACUCUUUUUUUUACGAAGCCACGUUGUUGUAACACGUGCUGAAUGUGGCUUGACAUUGUCUUGCUGAAAUAAGCAGGGGCGUCCGUGAAAAAUACGGCCCGUAGAUGGCAGCAUAUGUUGUUCCAAAACCUGU
Molecule: messenger RNA, 1472 nt
Organism: Nerophis ophidion (straightnose pipefish)
Lineage: Eukaryota; Metazoa; Chordata; Actinopteri; Syngnathiformes; Syngnathidae
Exons: 4
Coding region: 203-835 (210 amino acids)
Biological process (GO): spermatogenesis
Source: RefSeq, a predicted model, not a curated record